AUGUGCCGCGAUGAAUCUGAACUUGUCCAAAACAUUGUUGAAGAUAUCUCAAAGUCUAUUGUAAAUCAGAUGCCAUUACCUAUUGCUGAAUAUCCAGUUGGAAUAAAUUCCCGCGUAGAGGAUGUUCUAAGAUCUUCAAAUAUUGAAUCAAAUGAUGAUAUUAGCAUACUAAGGAUUUAUGGCCUUGGUGGAGUAGGCAAAACUACAAUUGCAAAAGCUAUUUAUAAUAGAAUUUCAUAUCAUUUCCGAACAAAAAUUUUUCUGGAGAAUGUUAGAGAGAAUUCAAUAACAAAAGGCAUAAUCCACUUACAAGAGACACUUCUUUUCAAGAUCACAGAGAGUAAGAAUUUGAAGGUGCAUAACAUAUCUAGUGGAACCAACAUGAUAAUUAAAAGUCUUUGCCAAAAGAGGGUUCUUAUCAUUCUUGAUGACGUGGAUAAUUUGGACCAGAUAAAAAAAUUGUUUGGAAAAUGUGAUUGGUUUGCUUCUGGAAGUAGAAUAAUUAUGACAACAAGAGAAAAACGCUUGAUAGACACUAUUGGAAAUGGUGUCUGA
This is a messenger RNA of Quercus robur (English oak), 555 nucleotides long. Its product is annotated as disease resistance protein RPV1-like. The record is from RefSeq and is a predicted model, not a curated record. Gene Ontology annotation, biological process: defense response. Bases 1 to 555 code for a protein of 184 amino acids. Lineage: Eukaryota; Viridiplantae; Streptophyta; Magnoliopsida; Fagales; Fagaceae. The transcript has 2 exons. Gene Ontology annotation, molecular function: ADP binding.